This is a messenger RNA of Penicillium oxalicum, 1623 nucleotides long. Its product is annotated as alpha-arrestin. The record is from RefSeq and is a predicted model, not a curated record. The coding region runs from base 1 to 1623 and encodes 540 amino acids. Gene Ontology annotation, cellular component: cytosol; cytoplasm; plasma membrane. The transcript has a single exon. Gene Ontology annotation, biological process: ubiquitin-dependent endocytosis. Gene Ontology annotation, molecular function: protein-macromolecule adaptor activity; ubiquitin protein ligase binding. NCBI's taxonomy places the organism in Eukaryota, Fungi, Ascomycota, Eurotiomycetes, Eurotiales, Aspergillaceae.
AUGCCGGGCCGAUUGCUUGCCAGUUUCGUUCGAGGCUCUGGUUCUCACCAUUCCUCUGCGGCGUCAACUCCCAUCCACUCCAAUUCCUCAUCAACCACCUCUGUCAACGAGAUCAUGCAUUUUGGCCCUAAGAAGGCUCAUGGUCCAUCAGAUCGAGCUCGCUCUCCCGAGCGCCGCCUCUCCUUCCACAUGGAUCACUUGAUUCACCCGCACCGAGACCACAGCAAGGACAAGCGCCGCAGUCUCGGACGUGCCGGCCGCUCCAAGGAACGCCUGGGCAAGGAAGAACUUGCUCAGCCCUCGGCCAAGUUGGAGGUGCUGGUGGAAUCCCCGCCCCUGGUCUGCUACGGCACCCCCAGCAACUCGACUGGCGCAUUGUUCUCUGGUCGGUUGCGUGUCACCAUCCCCGAGUCGGCGGGCGAGGUCAUCCUCAACGACUUUGAUGUCCGCCUCAUCUCUAAGAAUACCACCAAGAAGCCGGUCUCGUCCCACUGCUCCAACUGCGCCACCCGCACUGAGGAGCUCACUCGCUGGAACUUCCUCACCGAGCCUCUCCACUUGAAGCCGGGUGACCAUGACUUCCCAUUCAGCUACCUCUUCCCCGGUCAUCUGCCUGCUUCGUGUAAUGGCGCUCUGGGCCAGGUUGAAUACUUCCUGCUGGCCCACGCCCGCAGCACCACGGGGGAGGAUUUCAACCUGAAGUUGCCCCUGAAUCUUCGCCGCGCGCUCAUUCCCGGAAACGACAAGUCCUCCAUCCGUAUCUUCCCUCCCACCAACUUGACCGGUCGUAUUGUGCUUCCGUCCGUCGUUCACCCCAUCGGCAGCUUCCCGGUCGAGAUGACCUUGAGCGGUGUCGUGGACAAGAACGAGGAAACGCAGACCCGUUGGCGCCUGCGCAAGAUGAUGUGGCGCAUCGAAGAACAUCAGAAGAUUGUCUCGACUGCCUGCCAGAAGCACGCUCACAAGAUCGGAGGCGAGAACAAGGGUGUCCUUCACCAGGAGACCCGGAUCAUCGGCCACAACGAAGAGAAAACCGGUUGGAAAACUGACUUUGACACUGCCGGGGGUGAGAUUGCCAUGAAAUUCGACGCCAGCAUCAACCCCACGACCAACCCAGUCUGCGAUAUGGACGCCCCCAGCGGCCUGGAGGUCAAGCACAACCUUGUCAUCGAGCUGAUCGUUGCCGAGGAGUUCUGCCCCAACCGCAAUACCCGCCUGAUCACCCCCACCGGCGCUGCCCGUGUCUUGCGCAUGCAAUUCAACCUUCACGUCACUGAGCGCAGCGGCCUGGGCAUCAGCUGGGAUGAGGAGAUGCCUCCUGUCUACGAGGCUGUGCCCGCCAGUCCUCCCGGUUACUUCAGACCUGACGACAACGACACUCGCAGCGUGAUGGAGGAUUACCGAGGAUCGCCCCUGCCCCUGCCUGAUUACGAGGAGUUGGAGCGCAUGGAGUCCCUCGGUCUGGAUAGUGAUUCGACGCACUCUUCCGCCAACUCUACCGGCAACCGAGGUCGGAUGCGAUUCACCGUGGACGAUUUGGUGACAGAGCAAACCCCACCACCAUCCGAGCCCGUCUCACGCGUCCCAUCGCGCUCGCCAUCUGUUGACUCCCCUCGUCGCUAA